Chrysoperla carnea is the source of this 3706-nucleotide messenger RNA. Its product is annotated as OTU domain-containing protein 7B-like. The transcript is spliced from 3 exons. Bases 36 to 1955 code for a protein of 639 amino acids. NCBI's taxonomy places the organism in Eukaryota, Metazoa, Arthropoda, Insecta, Neuroptera, Chrysopidae. The record is from RefSeq and is a predicted model, not a curated record.
UUGAAUGAGUGAUUGAGUAUUGUUAAAUUUUUAAAAUGGAAUCGAAAAUAGUUACCGAAUUUAUGGAACAAACUGGUUGUGAUUUAGAAUUAGCUCAUACUUUAUUACAAUUGAAAUGCUGGGAUUUAAAUGGUGCCUUAUUGUAUUGGAAUGAGUUAAAUAAUGUUGAUCAAGAUUCUGAUCAGCAAAUAUUAUCCACAACGAAUCAAGAACAACCUUUACCAACAGGAACUGAUGAUUUAAAUUAUAAAGAAGGUAAUAGAAAACUAAGACGUGGUAUAUCCCGUGCAACAGACAACUUACCAAUAGUAUUACGUGCACGAAACGCUAUUGAAUGUAAUUUAAAAAAGAACAUUUGUGAUCAAGAAAUACCUGAACAUGCUACAACAUCUAAACAAGUUAAAGAAGACGAUCAUCAAUUACAAUUAAUAUCCGAGAUAGAUGGAAAUAAAAAUAAAGGAAUUGAAAUAGAAAAAUCAGAAUAUACUUUUACAUUACCAGAUUUAACGUUAUAUGAGCAUGCAGAUCAUAGAGAUGGUGAACAUCGAGAUGAAUUUAAACAAUUCUUAGAGAAUGAUUUGAUUGAAAAGUCUACGUUAAUUUCAUUAGAAUCAUCUAAUCGAUUAAAUUGGUGGCUCUCAUAUAAUGUUGGCGAAAAAUUGUGGCCAUUAUCAACAAAUGGUGAUGGUAAUUGUUUGCUGCAUGCAGCAUCGCUCUCAAUCUGGGGAUUCCAUGAUCGUCUUUUAACAUUACGUAAAACAUUAUAUCAAUAUUUAUUACAACAGCAGUCAAAACAUGACAAUAAUAAAUCACAAUUAUACCGUCGAUGGCGUUAUCAACAGACUAUCAUCAACAAACAAAACUCAUUAACGUUAAAUGAACAAGAAUGGUUAGUGGAAUGGACCAACAUAAUAAAUAUGGCCUCAAUAGAACCAACACACUCAACAAAUUCAAACCAUUAUCAAAGUUUAGAAGAGAUUCAUGUUCUAGCACUUUCAAUCAUCUUAAAACGACCAAUUAUUAUCAUCUCGAAUACCAUAUUAAACGAUCUAAAUGGUGAUCCAUUAUCACCGAUAACAUUCGGUGGAAUUUAUUUACCAUUUACAACACAUAAUAAUUAUAAAUCACCAUUGUUGCUUACAUACAAUAAUGGACAUUUUUCUUCCUUAGUAAUACAAUGUGGUGGGGAUGAUUUAAAUAAUAAAAUGAUACCAAUAGUUGAUUCAAAUAUAACUUUGUUACCACUUCAAUAUAAUUAUGAUCCGGGGGAAGAUGUACAAUGGAAUACAAUUGAAUAUGUGAAUUAUAUGAAUAAUUAUGAAUACAAUAUUCAUAUGUUACAAGAAUAUUUAGAUACAGUUGAAUGUAAUAUUACAAACUCAUGUUUUCCACAACAAGUUGUUAAACAAUUCGGCUCAAUCGGUAAAACAAUGAGCGCCAAAUUGAAGAAAAAUUUUAAUAAAAUCUUAAAACCAACAAAUAAUAAAUUAAAAUCGAAUAUAAUUUUAUGUUGUAAAUUAAAUAUCGUACGACAUGAAUAUCACGAUGACAUGAUACAUAACUACAUACAAUAUGCAUAUAAACGUUUUAUCGAACAACAGUUACCAUCCACAUCAUUCAAUUAUUACGAAUGUAUCAAUUGUCAUAAAUUAACCGGUACAAGUGAACAGUGUUACAUGUGCCCGGAUUGUUAUUAUCUACAGUAUCAUCAAGAAUUAGAUAAUAUUUUAAAUAAUAAUAAUGAAAUAAAUCGUCAUCAAUAUGGUACUGGUAAAUCAAAAUUUUAUACAAAUUGUCAUGAUAAUAGUUCAAAUUCGAAUACUAGUCGAAGUUCAGUACCAUCAACAACUUUAUUAAAUCCCACCUUGUACUUAUCAAAAUCCACCUUCUAUAAUGAUACGGGCACUCAAUUAUUUAAUACAAAUGAUUCGACUCAAACUACAACUAUUACAUAAAUUUGAUUUGUAAAGAGUGUCUAGCGAUUAAGAGAAACUUUGAAUUCCACAAGAUGCUCCAUAUAUAAUUUCAGUUCUAGAAACUAUUAAAUUGUAAUUAAAUGCUUUCAAAAAAACAAUCUGUCGUUCCAAAGAAUUCAGUAUCCAUCUUAUUAUUGUUUCGUAUGUUUUUCGCGUGUUGUAUUCGAAUCUAAAGCUUUACAACAAACUUUCAAGGUGUAUUUUGAAAUAUUUAUAAAAUAUUCUCUUUUAUAAUUUCAAAAGUUUGCAUGGAAUAUGGACUUUUAUAUCUACGAACUAAAAUCCAUUCAAAGUUCGAUCACACCAUUCGUAGCUAAAUAAAAGCUGCCCUUUCCCUUUACAAUAGAGACUUUCUUUACAAUAGUAGCUUUCAACAGUGCCUUUGCUUAUUAUCCACCGAACGAUAUCUAAAUUAAUAAAAUGCUAGUAGCUCCGAAAAUUUUCGUGUAUAUCAUAACCUGUUUAUUGUUGAAGUGUAUUUGAUGUAAAUUUCGAAUACUUUAUUGAAAAACUUCGAAGAAAGACGUUCUUUUCCCUACAUUCGGUAGCUGACCUACGAAUAUAUUUCUACACAACCAGAAAUUUCGUUGUUUUAAAAAAAAUUCUAUUUAAAUACCUAAGUACUCAGGAGCUUUUUCGAAAUGAUUGAAAGCACAUCGAAACUCAUCGGAAAAAUUUUAAACAUAAACAACGCUAGACACUCUUAUUAUUAUUUAUAUUGUAGCUCUCUUAAAAUCUUUUCUCACUAUUUAUGCCUCAAAUCUCAAACAAGUAAAAAAUGGACUUGACUUUGCAAAAAGUCAAGCAAGUUUUAUUCAGGUGAUUUUUUAGCUCAUCGAUGCAAAUAAGCAAAUACUAAUAAAAAACUGUGACAGAUGAUAAAAAUUAUCAAUUCCAUCCUUACACUUUCAAACACCGCCAUAAUGGUAUUUUUUUAUGAUUUACAGAUAAAAUUAUUAGUAUGGGAUUAUGUUUCCAAAUACUGUCUUUUUUUAGAGCCAUGUUUAUUUUUCCCUAUUUCGGUAAUUUAGAAAAAAAAGACGGGUUUUUGUGUCUACUCAUGAGCUUUUUUUUAAUAAUAAGAGCCAAUCAAUAGAGGAGAUGUUGCAAAUCUAUCUUGAAAGUGUGGCCGCUCGCCCUAUCACAUUUGAAAAUAGGGAUUGAAAAUAAUUUUUGCUAUUUCCAGGUUUUUUUUUAUUAGAUUAGUAGUUUCUUAAUUACAGCUGAGUUAAAUUAUUUAUUGUACAGAUAUUUCAGUUAUAGAAAAAUAUUAAAGAAAUAUCGUAUUAAAUAGAUCUAUAAUUAAAUAUUAAAAAUAGAUGUUAUUUUCUUGCCUUUUGUAAAGGUAAUUUCUCAUUGACGUUACACUUUUUACUGCCAUAUUCUACCUUUUAAGUACUCCUAACUUCCAGGUUUUAUUCAGUAAUAAUGCAAAAAUUUGAAGAAAAAGAAUUAGAAAUUAUUAUAGGCCUAAAACUAAGAUGAAUUGACCCCAUGUAAUUUUUUUUAAAAUAAAGCCUCCUCGGCUCAACGAUGAGUUAACAAAUCAUUCUAUAUUUUUCAUUGAUAUAAAACUUAUUUCGUGUGCAAAGACUUGCAAAGAAAAAGUGUAUAAGAGUUUUACAGAUGUUUAGAUUAUUUAUUGAUUAACUAAAGCAGCUAGUAUUUAUUGAAAUAAAAAUAUAUUUUGUAGAUUUUAUAUAUUUGAUAUCUAACAAACACACUCAUUG